CCCGAUGAUAUAGGCAAGGAGGUGUGAGGGGAAGGUGAUAUCUGAGCGGUCUGCUUGAUCUUGCGGGGUUGUGGAUUGUGGGAGGAAGGCGUAACUUGAACUUCGUCUGACGGACACGUGGCAGCGGGGAAGAUCUUUCAAAGAGCACGAAGAAGAGAUAGCUAUGGCGGACCCAGCUUCCGCGGCAGAAGCGGGAGGCGAUGACGCCGAGAAGACGAUCUCCUCACGCAACAAAGUUGAGGGAUUUCUGAACGGACUUCCUGAGAAUGUCAGAGCUCGGGUCGAGCAGCUGCGUUCCCUCCAGUCCAGAAUAGAUGAAGCUAUGAAAGAAUGGGACAAACAGGAGGCGGCUAUGGCGGCGGCUAUGGCGGCUAUGGAGUCAACUGCUGCCGGAGGUGCAACGGUCUUGACAACGACUGCUGUUGUUGCUGACCCAUCGUCACAAGGGGAAUCCAUAGCAAAGGAACCUAAGAAGGAAUCUCCGAACGAAAUCUGUCCCGAUUCCGUCGUAGAUUUCGAAAAGGUUAUUGAGGAUUUGUACAGAGAGAGGUUGGAGCUGAUUACGGCCGGGGGGGGUGUGGAGGGAGACGAGGGAUCGAGUCCUGGACCCAAAGAAGACGCUUUUCCUCCCUUCUGGUCAACAGCUAUGUCCAAGUGCGCUCUGGGCCAGUUUAUCUCUCUUGCGGACGGCGAAGUGCUGAAGAAUCUUCGCGAUAUCCGAUGCAAGGUGAUUGAUGACGUGGACAUCGAUCGGGAUGACGAAUCGGAUGGCGGGAAAGACGCCCUGACGUCGUCAUCAAAAAAUCACGGUAAGGAUGAACGCGGCGGGCGGCGCCGCCCCCGCCGCCCCCAUUCUUUCACUCUCGAAUUUGUCUUCCAUCCCAACGAGUACUUCACAAACGAGGUCCUCAGCAAAACGUUUUACGUCAAUGGCGCUGAGGACGAUCCGAAGGUGUGGAAAGUCGAUGGUACCAAGAUCGAUUGGAAAGAAGGUCGUAAUCUGUGUGUAUCUAAGCGGUCAAGAAGUCGGAUUAGGGCUUUAUGGAAAUCCGUGUGGAACGAUGGGGAAGAGGAGAAGCCAAACUGUGUGGCUGAACCUGGACCGAAGGGUGGACCAGGUGCCGAACCAGAGUCGACGGCUGCACCAGGUUCUGAACCUGGAUCGACAGCUGGACCAGAGGCGGUAUCUGGUGCCGAAGCUUCUUUUGAAAACAGUGACAGCUUUAAGUCGUUCUGGACGGCUUCGUUCGGCGAUUGUGGCGCUGUAGAUGAAGAUGAUUGGAAGAGUUUCUUCGAUUUCUUUGGCCCAAUUUUUGUGGAUUUCCCGCCCCGCCCUGUUCUCUACCCACCUACUCUUCCUCCUAUCAUUACCACUAAUAGUGAUGGGACCACCACUACCGUUAGUCGUCCUCCUCAUCCAAAUUCAUUUGUCACUACGAUUACUUACACUGGUACAACCGUUACGUUAUCGUCCGUUAUGGACAAUAAGACAAAGAGCGAUCACGAAGAUACUAACGGUACUAACAAGGAUGGUGAAAAGGUUGAUAACGCAAGUGCUACCGGUAGUGGUGAUGAUUGUAAGGUGUUUCAAGUCAGAGGUGUCACUUACGAAUUAGAUAAGCUGAGGGAUCGAUUGCUAGACCACUAUAUAAUAGGGUUGGCGAUCAAAGACAACUUGAUUCCAAGGGCGGUUCACUGGUACACAGGAGAAGCAGUGGAAGAUGACGACGAGGACGAGGAGGAAGAUGAGGACUUCGAUUGAAAUUCCGAGGAGAAGGAGAUGAUGGAAGACAGGAGGACGAAGGACGAAUUGAUGAAUAAGUGGGAUUAAUGUCACUAGGAGUGGAGAUACAACGUCGAGGAAAUUCUGGUACAUACACAAGAGGAGGUGUGGACGGCGAACCCCUUGACACCCACGAGGAGCCAUGGCGACGAAGAGGUUGACGACAUCAAAUAAGAUAAUCUACGGAGAGAUGGGAGAAAGGGGAGGGACGUGUUGCGGUGUUGAAGAAGGAAAUUGACCCACAGGUUUGAGAAGACACGUGUCGACGUUCUCACCGUGUCUCUUUCAAUAUAUGAUGGCACACACAGUGCCAUCCUUGCCGCGCUAUUUUCUGUUUUUUUCUCUCUCUCUAUCCUAUCCUUCCUUUUGGUGCUUGUCUGAUCGAGCGACCAUGUGACGUCGAAUCAAAACACGCGCAGAACAUGGACUUAUUCGACCAGCACUCACUACUGAAGGACCAAGAGCUCAAUGCACCGGUUGGUUGGCCGUCAGGAGGGGGGGGGGGGGAGAGAGAGAGAGAGAGAGAGAGAGAGAGAGAGAGAGAGAGGAAGGAGGAAUAAGAAGGGCGAGAAAGCUGUCAGUAGGGGUUAGGAGGAAAGAGAGAGAGGGAGAAGGGAAAUGGAAAGAGGAAAAAGGGGGAAAAGAGACGAAGGAGGAGGGAGGAGGGAGGAGGAGGGGGAGGAGGAGGGAAAUGAUGGAGAAUUCCUUCGUCAUAAGAGAUUGAGGAGAGAAAUGAUGAUCUGCGUCAUCCUGAGAAAGGGGAGGAGUAGAUGAUGGAAGGGAAGAGGAGAAGAUGGUGAAAGGGAAGAGAGGAGAGAACAAGGAGACUGGGGGGGAGUAAUGAAAGAAGAGCGGAGAAUCAGACGGAGAGGAUGAGGAUGAGCGUGAUGAAUGUCUUUGGUCAAUAUCAAGAGGAGGCAGUAACGAAACAGGACAAGAGGAGGCAGAUCAGACAACUGCAGGUCAGCGGAAUUGGAGUGAUAGAAGGGUAUACGUAGACUAACCCAUUUACGAUCGAAGGGUAUGCAUAGACUAUCCCAUGUAUAGCUACCGGAGAGAGAGAGAGGGGGGGGGAAGGGAGGGGGGGACAAGGACAGAAAGGAGCACCAUCAAAGCACUUUCACAGGGCUGAGCGCUUCCUGCAAGUAAACUGCAUUAUUGGUA
Chara braunii is the source of this 2947-nucleotide messenger RNA. The record is from the annotation of a GenBank genome assembly. NCBI's taxonomy places the organism in Eukaryota, Viridiplantae, Streptophyta, Charophyceae, Charales, Characeae.